Molecule: messenger RNA, 1761 nt
Organism: Miniopterus natalensis
Lineage: Eukaryota; Metazoa; Chordata; Mammalia; Chiroptera; Miniopteridae
Gene: FRAT2
Product: FRAT regulator of Wnt signaling pathway 2
Cellular component (GO): cytoplasm
Source: RefSeq, a predicted model, not a curated record
GCGCCCCCGGGGGUCCUUCGCUGCGCCCUCGGGGACCGCGGCCGUGUGCGAGGCCGGGCUGCGCCCUACUUUGUGGCCCAACUCGCCGCAGGCCCCAGCGCGCUGCCCGGGCCGUGCAGGCGAGGAUGGUUGCGGGGCGCCGUCACCUCCCGCCGCCUGCAGCAGCGACGGUGGCCCCCAGCCGGGACGCGCGCCCACGACGACGACCCGCACCGGCUCCUGCAACAGCUGGUGCUCUCGGGGAACCUCAUCAAGGAGGCCGUGCGGAGGCUCCAGAGAGCGGUCGCCGCGGUCGCAGCUACAGGCCCCGGGGGCGCCUCCGGGACUGGGGGCGGCCGCGGCGGACCGGAUCCCGUGGUCCUGCAGCCCUCGGGCGCCUUGCACUGACCCGGGGCCCCAGAGGAGGAAGAGGAGGCCGCUGUGCAGUCCCGUCAGCGUCCUGCCCUCACCAGCCCUGAGCUGAAGCCGCCGUCGCCGUUCCGGGAGCGAGCGCCUGGCAGCAGGGAGGAGUGGGGGAGACCUCAAGCCGAGAAGUUACUGCCCCAGCGAGGGUCGGAGAAAACUUGAACGUGGAGAAAUGCACGGGCCAGGAAACGUCCGUGCCCCGUGAGAAUUUCCCCGGCCACCUUGGGGCCAAGGACCUGGGAUAAACUGGGAGAACUAUGGCAGCUACUUUUAUGGACUUGUACCUGACUUAACCCUUGGGGGCGUCGUGUGUUUGGAUUGUUUAAAGAUAGGGCCCCAAGGGGCGGGAAUCGUGAGGGCUUUAUAACAAUACUUGAAAACUCAAUGACACGAAUACAUUUUCUUUAUUUUCCGGUGGAAGAGCUUAGUGAAAAUGGUGCUACAAUUGCUGUGCAAAGAAAUUCCGGAGGGAAGAAGAAUGUAAAAGCUUGGUGGUGGGUGGUUGCCUUCGCCCCCUUUCUCCCACCGAAUUGGCGGCUGGUGGAGGUGGGAGAUGUGAACUCCAGUUAGGGGGUGGGAGGGAGGUGGAGAAUUUUGAAGUGGGUAGAGCUGUAGUUGAAUUUGAACUCUUAAAUGACUUGACCUUGCCACCUGUGGUCAAGGUCACGGUUUCCUGUAGGUGGAAGGCUGUGGGGGUUCCUGGGAGGGCUAACUCACCCCCAUGUCCUUUCUCUUGUUACAAAAAGAGCCCAGUCUGUGCUUUCCUACCUUUGGGUGUCUCCCUAGGAGACAGGGGGGAGAGGGACGUGUGGGGAGAGUUGUUUUUUUUCUGUGCUUUCCUCUUUCCAGAACUCCUCCUCCUCCCAUGAGGCCACUCUUGGCCAUGCCAUGUGCUUUCUCAGAAACAGUCAUAAACAAACUCUUGAAUCUCCGGUCCUCCCAUUCCGCCUUUCUCAAUCCACCCGUUCUGGUUCCUGCAGGGGCGGCUGAGACCCUGGCUGUUUUCUGCUCUGUCCUGGCUCCUCUGUGGAUCUGUGGGCCUGAGCCUCCGUGGGUCCUUACCCCUCACAGUGACCUCCUACCACCAACUCUUCUUUGUGAGUGACUGAAACCGUUUUUAAAAUGUGAUUCUCCGAGAGGAGAAACCGCUGGCUUUACCCUUGUAAAACUUGAUGGCGCUUUAAGUAAGGUGCCACCGCCAGACUUUAAGGUAGCUAAACCCAUUUUUUUAAAAAAGAUUCAAUGGCUUGUUCAUCCUCCAGAUGUAGCUAUUGACGUACACUUCGCACCGGAGUGUCUGAAAUUGUGGUGGUCCUGAUUUAUAGGAUUUCUUAAUUAAAAUGUCUGCUGAAUACA